Messenger RNA from Hippopotamus amphibius kiboko, 3089 nucleotides. RefSeq names its product gap junction protein alpha 5 (gene GJA5). The coding region runs from base 1 to 1077 and encodes 358 amino acids. Lineage: Eukaryota; Metazoa; Chordata; Mammalia; Artiodactyla; Hippopotamidae. The transcript has a single exon. Gene Ontology annotation, biological process: cell communication. The record is from RefSeq and is a predicted model, not a curated record. Gene Ontology annotation, cellular component: connexin complex.
AUGGGGGACUGGAGCUUCCUGGGGGAGUUCCUGGAGGAAGUACACAAGCAUUCCACGGUGAUAGGCAAGGUCUGGCUCACCAUCCUCUUCAUUUUCCGCAUGCUGGUGCUGGGCACGGCGGCCGAGUCAUCCUGGGGGGAUGAGAAGGCCGAUUUCCAGUGCGAUACACUUCAGCCCGGUUGCGAAAACGUCUGCUACGACCAAGCCUUCCCCAUCUCCCACAUCCGCUACUGGCUGCUGCAGGUCAUCUUCGUCUCCACACCCUCUCUGGCGUACUUGGGCCACGCCGUGCACACGGUGCGCGUGCAGGAGAAGCGGAAGCAACGCGAGGCCGAGAGGGCCAAAGAGGUUCGGGGCGCCGGCUUUUACGAGUACCCAGUGGCCGAGAAGACAGAGCUGACCUGCUGGCAAGAAGUGAACGGCAGGAUCAUCAUCCGGGGCACGCUGCUCAACACCUAUGUCUGCAGCAUCCUGAUCCGCACCACCAUGGAGGUGGCCUUCAUUGUGGGCCAGUACCUCCUCUACGGGAUCUUCCUGGACACGCUGCAUGUCUGCCGCAGGAGUCCCUGCCCCCAUCCCGUCAACUGCUACGUGUCCCGGCCCACGGAGAAGAAUGUCUUCAUUGUCUUUAUGCUGGCUGUGGCUGGACUGUCGCUUUUCCUCAGCCUUGCUGAACUCUACCACCUGGGCUGGAAAAAGAUCAGACGGCGAUUUGUCAAGUCACAGCGCGGCGUGAGUGAGUGCCAACUUCCUGGUUCCUCUGCCCGCAUGGUCCAGAGCUGCACACCGCCCCCUGACUUCAAUCAGUGCCUGGAGAAUGGCCCUGGGGGGAAAUUCUUCAAUCCCUUCAGUAACAAGAUAGCCUCCCUGCAGAACACAGAUAACCUGGCCACAGAGCAAGUGCGAGGCCAGGAGCAGAUUCCUGGAGAGGGUUUCAUUCACAUGCGGUAUGCCCAGAAGCCUGAGGUGCCCAACGAAGGCUCCCCAGAUCACCACCUCCCCCAUGGCUACCAGAGUGACAAGCGCUGUCUCAGCAAGGCCAGCAGCAAGGCCAGGUCAGAUGACCUAUCAGUGUGACCCUCCAGGGUGGGGGAACCAGGACCAGGUGGGAAAAAAAGAGAGGGAAGAUGUGUCCCUCUGGCCCCAUCUCAUUCUCAUCACUGCUUUACUGCUUUUGGGCCCUGGGUCUCAAUGGCGUUGCUCAUUUUUUCAGGAGGGUAUGACCAGGUCUUUGUGGGUGCCGUCAGAGACAUGGAUACCUACCCAGGCGGCUGUCCCUUCCCCAUCCUCCACCCAGAAUCCUCAAUGAAGCCUUUCAGAUUACUCAGUGAAUGGGAUGGAGGAGGGGACAGGGACCAUUGCAAAUCUGGCCUGGGAGGGAUAGCCAGAGGGAUAGGAUGACUCUCUAUAUACCAACCAUAUACCAGAUGGAUUCUCUAAGUCCCUCUGGCUUCCUUGACCUGAUCACCCUUCCUCCUGCAAGGAAGAGCCCAAAGUUCCCAGCCAGCAAUAAGCAUGAAUCAAGGAACUUGCAUUAGAUGUGCUCUCGAAUCCUUUGUCUCCUUCGACCAUACCUUGGGUGGCGGUGAGGUCAGUGUGGGCUGUCCCUGGCUGCCCCUCCCUUUACCCAGUCUUACUUAAAAAGAGGUCAUUGAAACUCGAUCAGCAGCCUCAACUUUACAAGUGCCUUGGUAUGUACCUCUGGCAAAUGUCUCACCUUGGUGACGUUGCAGCCUUUCCUUCUGCCUAGGUGUACAACCAGCCCAUGGGGGUGAAACGCUCUCCUAGGGAGUCACUGUGCACACAGACUCCACUGGAAUUCCUGCCGCCACAUGUCAACCUGCAACUCUUUUACAGUUCAACUCAACGGUAGAGACCAUUCCUUCUAGUCCCCCCUUGGCUGUCCAUCCAGUGCUCCCCUAAAAACCUUAUUGACCAGAAUGCCCAAGAAGCCAUCGUCCUCUCUCACAUCCUGACCAGAUCACCAGCCGUGGAGGCCAGUGGAAUUUCCCCAGGUCCUAUUAAAACAAAGAGGGUAUUGUGCUUCUCAGAUUCCCCUUGGGAAAAAAAAAUAAUUCUGCUGUGAAGAUAAAAAUAAAAAAGGAGAGAAAAUACUGGAAAACUAUUUUCCCAUCCUGUUUGCUUCCCUUGCUGACUGCCAACUUGGAGUGCCAACAGGAGGUGUGAUGACAACUAUGGAGGCCCCAGAUCUCUCUUUCCCUGGAGGAUUUAGCAGGGGCAUGAAGGCAGUAAGGGCAUCUCCAGUUUUCUUGGCAGGGCCCUUGUGUAAGGGCACAGAGAUGCCUGUGUCUCUCUAGUGCUCCUAAAGAGACUGCCAAAAAGCAGUGGGGACUACAGAAAAGCCCUGCCUUCCCAGGGACUGGCCCGAUUUCUCUCUUCAGUCCAUCUAUAAUGGGUGGUUGCCAUUUUGUAUGAAGAUAAAGGAUACUCAGAAUUGGAUGCUGAAACUUAUAGGGAGACAGUUACAUUUUAAGAUGCAUGUGUGUGUUUGUGUGUGUAUGUGUAUGCUGAUAAGGUGGGAGAAGGGGAGGGGAGUCCAGAAAUAAGGACAGGAUACCUUAGAGACACUUGUGUCUUCCUGCCCUUUCCUCCAGGAGCCUGGCAGAUGGGCUGAGCCUACUGUUUUCAGAGUCAUCAACCUAAAUAGAUAGGCAUGAGAGGUUGGAACAGAGGAGGUUGAAGGCUCAGAAGGAGGCUCAGCCUCUGCCCACCUGACCAUCUAUGCGGCCUCUGCUGAUACUUGGCUGUUAUUGGUGGGUGGAGAGCAGGAUGAGGGUGGAGGGGUGGAGGAAACUGACUGGGAUGCCAAUUAGAGAAGAAUGACUGGUCAUCCCAGAUCCCUGGAGGGGACACCUUUUAAUCUGUUAUCUGGCACUGGCAUUAAGAUUCUCUCUCCAAAGCAAAACAAAAAAGACGCUCUUUCCUUCCAUCUCUGAAGUGUAUUUGUUUUGUGAAAUGAGUGUUCUUGGAUUAGAAAUUCUAUGAGAUCAGUCCUUGAUGGGGCUUUCAGGAAAGAAAAAGGAAAUAAUAUGUAUAGUUUGUCCUAAUAAAGUCUGGUCCUACAUUUA